UUUGAUACAUAAGUGGCUAUCAGAUCAGCUGAUUCAGUUGUGUUGUUUACAACACAUUAGAUUUGGUGUAACAGAUUCUGGUAUUAAUUGAAUGACAAACUAAGUCUCGAUUUUGUAAAAUCCACGCCAGUUCGUUCAUAAUGUUCAGGUUUAAAGUUUCACCAAGCAUCAAAGGACUAUUGUCUAAUGAAUGUAGCACCAUGACUGCCGGCAAUUUGAACAUCUUUAGGUACUUGAAUGACAAACGGGCCAUCGUCUCAAGGGUAAAAAGAAAAGAAUCUCAAAAGAAUGAGGUUAAAGACCCUGACAGAGGUACGUUCAGGAAUUGGGUUAAAAAAAAUUAUGGUGCAGAUCGUGUGCCGAAAAAUAUGCCCACGGAUCCUGAUAAAUUGGACAGUAUUGAUAGAAUUGCUUUGACAUCUUCUAAUGUUGAUUAUGAUUAUAAUACUGUGAAUUUGGUCGCUUCUUUUUACAACACGGACUCGAAGGAUUGGGAACAUUUCAACAAAGUUGUUGAAGCUUACAAAAAGCCCGAUAAAUCAGGAAUGAGAGUAGGACAAGUUGAAUUUAUUUAUGGUUCGAUGAAAAGAUUAAAAGAUUUUGGUCUGCAUAAAGAUGUUAGGGCUUAUAAUGCCUUAUUGGAUGUUUUUCCUAAAGGAAAAAUGAUUCCAGAAAAUGUUAUCCAAUUUGGUUUUCUUCAUUAUGCAAAGCAACAAUUUUGUGCUGUAGAUCUAUUAGAAGAAAUGGAAUGGAAUCAAGUCUUACCAGACCAAGAAACUAUCGAUUUAGUUUUAUCAAUUUUUAGUGUUUAUUCACAAGUUUUUGACAAGCUGGGAACAAUGAUAUAUUGGACUACAAAAGCUAGAUAUAAUGACCCUUAUCCAUGUCCCAAUGUGUUACCUUAUGAUCCUAAGGAAUUGGCAAAAAUAAGUUUUCGUAGAAUGUGUGUUGAUCCAACGACAGAAAUAUCUAUUUAUUCGACUGAAGCCGUACCUGAGUCAAUGGACAAAACUUGGAUAGUCUCAGCAAUUUCACCAGUGCAAAAGAAACUUAUAAACAAAUUAAAUGAGCCUCUGUACAUUGAUGGACCCCAUAUUAUGUGGCUUAAAGAUCAUAUGAUCAGUUACUUUAUAUUAAAAACGGCGGCUCCGGAAGAACUAAAGGAAAAUGAAGAAGAUUUAGAAGAUAUGCGAGAUCUUCCUUUAUAUGCUCACGGAGGACUAUCAAAAAAACAACAUAUUGAAAAAAUGGAAGCAAUUCAUCAAUCUUCAGAAGGAACAAUCUGUGGUUUAGUGGCUACUGGUACCUCUUCAAGAGACUCUUUACUUUCAUAUAUUAGGAUUCUUAAACACCAUCUACCUAAAUUAAAAGAUUUAAACAUAAUUUUUACUCAGCGAGCACCGGAAUCUGCAUUAUAUCCAUUGGAAGAGGAAAAAAAGGAUGAGAUGCCAAAAACCAACGAUGAAAGUGUUAAGUUGAUUGUAAAUAAGUAAAUAUUUAUAUACAAUAUGCAGUUUUAAAAAUGGAUUCAAUUUCCCCAUUUACAUAUAAUGUUAUAAAUAUACAUACAAUACAUAAAUGUAGUAUAAAAAAUUGAUGAGUCAAAAUUAUGUAAAAUAAUCAAUUAAAUAUUAAAAUAGUUUAACAUCGAUGAUGAUCAUGA
This is a messenger RNA of Tetranychus urticae (two-spotted spider mite), 1663 nucleotides long. It is a transcript of the gene ECSIT, whose product is annotated as evolutionarily conserved signaling intermediate in Toll pathway, mitochondrial. NCBI's taxonomy places the organism in Eukaryota, Metazoa, Arthropoda, Arachnida, Trombidiformes, Tetranychidae. Gene Ontology annotation, cellular component: mitochondrion. Gene Ontology annotation, biological process: innate immune response; cell surface receptor protein serine/threonine kinase signaling pathway. The record is from RefSeq and is a predicted model, not a curated record.